AUGGCAUGUAAUUUCGAGGAAGGACAAGGAAAUGAAGGAGAUGGAUUACCCAAGGAUACAGUUCAUGAAGGAUUAAUAUCGGCGUUAGUAUCUGAUUUAGGUGUGGAUAGCUUCAUUGAGGUAAUACUCUUAUCGACAUGGGAUAACGUUGUUGGACCCAAACUAUGUCAUGUAUGGUAUAGUGAUCAGGAGAGAUGUAAAAUUGGUGAAAAAUGCAUCCUUCAUGUCGCCAGUUUAACUGGUCGUGAUUUAUUUCAUGAUGGUAGUGAAGGGGAAGGCAUCGUCAGCUAUAAAUUAUUACUCUUACCGCAGCAUGAUGUUGUUGUUAAUUGCUAUAAAUUUUAUGGAUGUUUAAAAGAUGGCAGAACUACAUUAUAUGCAUUUUCUAUCUUAAUGCCUACCCGAUAUUUAAAUGACUAUAUGCCUUUGUAUCAAAUCUGUGAAACCAGAAUUGUGGAGUUUACCGCUAAAUUUCGACUCUUCCAAUUCAAGAAUUAUCAAACUGCAAUUGAAAAGAUCUUUAAUGAUUUAAAGGCAUUCUUAAUACAUAUUACUGCAAUAGUUCGCGGGAAACUAUCCGGUACACUCGAGAUUGCUGAUACGUGGUUAUUUAGCAUAUUUAAAAAUACUACGAAAGAAGAAAUCGCUCUUUUAGAAAAGGCAAUAACAUCGCAUUUGCAAACUUGCCGUUGUAGCAUAGUCAUUGGCAGCGAUAUGAAGCAAAUCAAUAAAAUGGUAAGAACGUUAGCAAUGUUUAAUAGUGAAAAGGAACUUCAAAGUUCUCGGAUUAAUCUGGAAGAUGACGAGCGUAUCAAUCAAUCUUAUCUACCAGACUUGUAUCUGCAAGGGUUAUUAAUGGAAUUAGAAUCCUUACCUAUAAGUGACAUCGUUCGUAGCCAUCGUCCAACUACCAUUAUUAGUCUCCAUAACUGGGAAGUAUACCGUACUGCUUUACCUGAUCAACAUGCCUCCAUUCUACAAGAAAUAUUAAAAAUUGAUUUAGCUACACUAUGGAUCAAUAACAAUAAAGUGACUGUUUCUUUAUCGCCCCAAAUGCUAACUCUUGUCGAAGAGGGUGCAUUGUUAAUAGAAGAAUUUCUUGAAGAGAUGAAGGAACUGCCUUGCAUUACACAGAUAAGAGCUGAAUAUAUCGAACAUUUCAAGCAAAAAGUAGAUACUAAAACUUAUGCUUUAAUAGAAUUUAUCGAAUCGGAAAGAAAGCAGAAUAACGCAUUAAGCAUUGACGACAUCAAAACCUAUUUAUCCAUAAGAAAUGAUAAUGAUCUGAUUGUAAUCUUGGCCACAUCGGAAUAUUAUAAACCUGGAUUAUGUUCGUGGCUAAUUGGGCAACCAUCUCUUACAGGAUACUUACCGAGUGGAGGAGGCAAUCUUUAA
Trichoplax adhaerens is the source of this 1395-nucleotide messenger RNA. RefSeq lists its product as uncharacterized. Gene Ontology annotation, cellular component: autophagosome; endosome. Gene Ontology annotation, molecular function: guanyl-nucleotide exchange factor activity. The record is from RefSeq and is a predicted model, not a curated record. The transcript is spliced from 9 exons. Lineage: Eukaryota; Metazoa; Placozoa; Uniplacotomia; Trichoplacea; Trichoplacidae. The coding region runs from base 1 to 1395 and encodes 464 amino acids. Gene Ontology annotation, biological process: autophagy; endocytosis.